This is a messenger RNA of Cornus florida, 1706 nucleotides long. RefSeq lists its product as uncharacterized. The coding region runs from base 291 to 881 and encodes 196 amino acids. The transcript has 11 exons. Gene Ontology annotation, cellular component: plasma membrane. Lineage: Eukaryota; Viridiplantae; Streptophyta; Magnoliopsida; Cornales; Cornaceae. The record is from RefSeq and is a predicted model, not a curated record.
AAGUCAUAUAUGUAUGUGUGUGUAUAUAUGUAUACAUGUAUAGUUUCAGUACCUUCUCUCCCUAGUCUCUACACUAGUAACGACCAACACCACCAGAAGCAUAAACAAGCAAGUUCCACAGCAGAGUCCACAUGAAGGAAGUCUACUCAGGAUCUGAAAGCUCUCAUCUUACAACAGCUGAACUUGAUCAUGGCACAGAUCAAUCAAAUAGUUCCUCUCUGCAAUUGGCAAAAGGGGUUACAGAUUUUGUAGAAGAUGAGCCUUUACCGGCUGUAUAAGGCUUCCAAAUCAUGGGUGAAGCUAUUCCGGGAAAAGAAAUCAUGGCAUGUGGAUACACUAUUAACGGAAUAACCACUUGCAAAAUUGCGUGGCUACGCGGUUCAGAAGAUGGUUCCAUGAACUAUAUAGAAGGAGCAUCAGAACCAACUUAUUGGGUGACCGAGAAUGAUGUUAACUCUUACCUAGCUGUGGAAGUGCUACCUAUUGAUAGCAAGGGGAGAAAGGGUGAAGUUCUUAAAGUCUAUGCCAAUGAGAAAACAAAGAUUACUCAUGAAGAUGGUCCUUUACCGGCUGUACAAGGCCUCCAAAUCAUAGGUGAAGCUAUUCCGGGAAAAGAAGUCAUGGCUGGUGGAUACACUAUUAAUGGAACAACCACUUGCAAAUUUGCGUGGCUACGUGGUUCAGAAGAUGGUUCCAUGAAAUAUAUAGAAGGAGCAUCAGAACCAAAUUAUUGGGUGACUGAGGAUGAUGUUAACUCUUGUCUAGCUGUGGAAGUGCUACCUAUUGAUAGCAAGGGGAGAAAGGGUGAAGUUGUUAAAGUCUAUGCCAAUGAGAAAACAAAGAUUACUCACGGGUCAAGUUCUGAAAGUCUAUGCCAAUGACAGAAAGAAGAUUACUCUUGUGACGCUAGUGUGAAAGAUGAGAUAUGUUAUCAUGUUUAAGAUUACCUUGCUGUGUAUGUCAUAGUAUAGAUUAUCUAGUUUCUCUGCCUUUGAGGCUAUAAAGCUGAAGAUUCGAUCUACCUUCACAACUCUUAGGUGUCUCGAGGUCAUAUAAGAGUGCUAUGUCAAGCUUAUGUAAUACCUCAGGCCAUUACAUGAAGCCAUGGUGUUAUGUGUGCAAUACAGCGAAGUCAUUAUCCUAGAGUUGUCUGUAUCCGAACUAUCACCCUAUGCUUCAACUGCUACGGCCCUUCCAAGGGAGUGUUACAAGAAGUACCGGACAUUCUAAAAAUUAGACCAUUUGAAGAAAUUCUACUGAUGGUCACAAGAUGUUAACCAAGUGUCACAAAUUUAACUGUUAUCUAAUGGUUUUGUACCUGAGGUUAAUGUGUGUUCCAUAGGUACUCGUCCGAUACUAGCCCCAAUGCAAUUGAUGGUGCAAAAAUGGGAUGUGUGUGUGCGUAUGUUUUAUUUUCCUGCUGGAAGUAGAGAUGACACUACCUCACCCUAGAGAUCUGAAUGUGUCUCAGUGAAGCGCGAUGCUUAUUGGUGUGAUUCUUUGAUUGCUGUGGUCGCAUUGAGUGGCGUCUUUAGCUUAUAUGGUGCAAUUGAGACAAAUUCAUGUGAAGCUCACUGGUUUGUCUGCACUAUAGUAGUCUUUGCUUGAAAACUUGCGCAUCAGAGUUUUGCUCCUUAACAGGAACCUUGUUCUCAUUAUUUUAUUUGAUUACUUAGAGGCAUAUACAAGAGCAAGGCCUUUGGCAA